Messenger RNA from Penicillium angulare, 444 nucleotides. RefSeq names its product putative ubiquitin conjugating enzyme (UbcD). Lineage: Eukaryota; Fungi; Ascomycota; Eurotiomycetes; Eurotiales; Aspergillaceae. The transcript is spliced from 5 exons. Gene Ontology annotation, cellular component: nucleus. Gene Ontology annotation, biological process: ubiquitin-dependent protein catabolic process; protein polyubiquitination. Gene Ontology annotation, molecular function: ubiquitin conjugating enzyme activity. The coding region runs from base 1 to 444 and encodes 147 amino acids. The record is from RefSeq and is a predicted model, not a curated record.
AUGGCUCUUAAGCGCAUUAACAAGGAACUCACUGAUCUCGGACGGGAUCCCCCCUCCUCCUGCUCUGCUGGUCCUAUUGGAGAUGACCUGUUCCACUGGCAAGCAACUAUCAUGGGCCCUGGUGACUCACCUUACUCUGGGGGCGUCUUCUUCCUCUCAAUUCACUUCCCUACCGACUACCCAUUCAAGCCGCCAAAGGUCAACUUCACCACCCGUAUCUACCACCCCAACAUCAACUCCAACGGCAGCAUCUGUCUCGACAUCCUUCGUGAUCAAUGGAGCCCUGCCCUGACAAUCUCGAAAGUACUGCUUUCGAUCUGUUCGAUGCUCACAGACCCCAACCCCGACGACCCUCUUGUGCCGGAAAUCGCACAUGUCUAUAAGACAGACCGCUCACGGUACGAGGCGACGGCUCGUGAAUGGACUCGCAAAUACGCUAUUUGA